Emericellopsis cladophorae is the source of this 3384-nucleotide messenger RNA. RefSeq names its product Periplasmic beta-glucosidase-like protein. Gene Ontology annotation, biological process: glucan catabolic process. Gene Ontology annotation, molecular function: beta-glucosidase activity. The record is from RefSeq and is a predicted model, not a curated record. NCBI's taxonomy places the organism in Eukaryota, Fungi, Ascomycota, Sordariomycetes, Hypocreales, Bionectriaceae. The transcript has 7 exons. The coding region runs from base 1 to 3384 and encodes 1127 amino acids.
AUGGUGAGAGUCUUGACGCUUGGGGCUGUGGCCGCUCUGGCGGUGGCCACCCAAGCUGCCGACUGCACACCCGUAUACAAAAACCCCAACGCGACCGUGGACGACAGGGUCUCGGACUUGCUCAAGCGGAUGAGUGUCGAGGAGAAGGCUGCCCAGCUGAUUCAAGGCGAUAUCCGCGACUAUCUCGACGUUGACAACGACGGCGACUUUAAUCAGACGGGCCUGGAGUGGGUCAUGUCGACUCGCGCCCACGCAAUCUGGACUGGCCUGUACAUCAUGCCCGAGGAGCUGAAGAAUGGUGCCAAGAUUGCCCAGGACUAUGCCGUCAACGAGACGGAACAUGGAAUUCCGACUUACAUCCAGGGCGAGGGUCUCCACGGUUUCCUCGCCGUCAACGCCACCAUCUUCAACUCUGCCAUCGGCAUUGGCUGCUCGUUCAAUCCAGAGCUUGUCGAAAAGAUGGCAAGGGCCAUUGCUACCGAGGCCAAGUCACUUGGCGUAAACCAACUCUUCGCCCCUGUCGUUGACUUGGCCCGCGAGCAGCGAUUCGGCCGUGUCGAGGAGACCUUUGGCGAAGACGCCUUCCUUGCUGGAGAGCUCGGCUACGCGUACACAAAGGGUCUCCAGGAUGAAGGCGUCUGCGCUCAGGUCAAGCAUUUCGCUGCUUUCGGUACACCUGAACAGGGUAUCAACACCGCCCCCGUCCGUGGCGGCGAGAGAGAGCUGCGCAGUCUAUACUUGCCGCCUCUCAAGCGCGCCAUCAUGGACGGCGGCACCUGGUCCAUCAUGUCAUCGUACAACUCGUACGAUGGUAUCCCCACCGUUGCUGACCAUCACCUGCUGACGGAGAUACUGCGUGACGAGUGGGGGUACGAAUACUACGUUAUCUCGGAUGCUGGCGGCACCGCUCGCCUGAUCGAACCUUUCAAGAUCUGCGCCGAGGGCGACGAUGAGUGCGUGACUAUGCAGGCGUUGCCCGCCGGGAACGACGUGGAGAUGGGUGGCGGCCGGUACAGCUUCGAGACAAUCCCUGACCUGAUUGAGUCUGGCGAGCUCGACAUGGAGAUCCUCGACCUUGCCGUCUCGCGCGUAUUGCGGUCCAAGUUCGCGCAAGGGUUGUUCGAGAACCCAUGGACAGGUGUUUCCGAUGAUGCCAUCUACGACUAUCUCAACACGGACGAACACAAGGAGCUCGCCCAGCAACUAGACGCGGAGAGCAUCGUCGUCCUGGAGAACCACGACAAUGUCUUGCCACUGAAGAAGGACGCCAAUGUGGCGGUGAUCGGCCCCAUGGCACACGGCUAUGUCAAUUACGGUGACUAUGUCAUCUACAAAUCGCAGUAUAGGGGUGUCACUCCCUUCGACGGCAUCGAGGCGGCCAGUGAGGGGACUGUCACCUUUACGCAAGGCUGUGAGCGUUGGUCCAACGAUGACUCUGGCUUCGAUGAAGCCAUCGCCGCUGCCGAGGAUGCCGAUGUCGCCGUGGUCGUCGUCGGUACGUGGUCUCGCGACCAGAACGAGCUCUGGCAGGGUCUGAACGCCACGACGGGCGAGUCCGUCGAUGUGCACAGCCUGAACCUUGUCGGUGCCAUGCCGCGUCUCGUCAAGGCCAUCAUCGACACUGGAAAACCCACGGUUGUCGUCUACAGCUCUGGCAAGCCCAUCACCGAGCCUUGGAUCUCAGAUGAGGCCGCGGCCCUGGUGCAACAGUUCUACCAGUCCGAGAUGGGCGGCCACGCGUUGGCGAGCAUCCUAUACGGCGACGUCAAUCCGUCGGGCAAGCUCUCCAUCAGCUUCGCGCACGACGUUGGCGCUCUGCCCAUCCACUAUGACCAUCUCAACUCGGCACGGACCUGGCCAAACCCGGGUAAGGUCUAUGAGAAUGGCACCAUUGAAUGGGGCAGGAACUAUGUCCUGCUCGACCCAACCGCACUCUACACGUUCGGAUACGGCCAGUCGUACAGCACCUUUGAGUUUGACAACAUCAAGGCAUCGUCGGAGACCGCGUCCGCUGAUGACACGAUCACGGUAUCUGUCGACGUGAGCAACACAUCCAAGCGCGACGGCGCCGAGGUCGUCCAGCUCUACGUCAGAGAUGUCCUGGCCAGCAUCGAUGUGCCUCGCUACAGCCUCAAGGGCUUCAAGAAGGUCAACAUCAAGGCCGGUGAGACGGAGACUGUCGAGAUUGAUCUCAAAGUCCAGGACUGGGGUUUGUGGAACCGCAAGAUGGAGUACGUUGUCGAAAAGGGCGAUUUUGAAAUUCUCUCCAUCGAAUACGCAGGUGUCCGGCGUUCCAUCAUACAUCGAAAUCCCCCCCUCGUCGACCAAGAUGGCUACGAAGUCGAUAGCGCAGACGACGACGAUCGAAUUGAAGAAGCGAUGGCUUCCGCUGCCGAGCUCGACCCGUAUUCGGAUGUGCGAAUCGAGAACAUCCUGGCGCCUUUAACCUCGGCGUCCGACCUUGCCGUUCACCCGACACUUUCGAAACCCUUUGUCGCGCAAACGUUGACCCACCUAGCCGAGCAAAGCAGCACUCUGAUGCGCAGAGAAAACAGAUCGCUGUGGCAGGUACGUCACUUGUGGACGGCCUUGCUAGGCGAUCGCAUAUGGGCCCCUUGCGAGGUCAUGAUAGGGCCGGAUGAUGUCGAAUUAUACAAUAAGGAUCAUGUGGCGCAGCAAUUACUCGGCUUGUCCAAGACUCGACCCAAUGGCACAGGCAAUGCUACGGGCAGCCAUAAAGGCAAAGGGAAGGACCUUGCGCCUGGAGAUGGAUCUGCGGCAUACGAUCCGGCAGCAACCUAUGCGGACACGUCAAUGACUGAUGCGGGUGACAACUCCGAGGUCAGACUUGCCGGGAGCGACAAACCACGAGGCGAAAUCGACGGCGAUCAUUCUCAGUCGACCAAUCAGCGUCUUUCCAAUGGCAGUGCAGAAGCGCCUCGUCGUGCCCACGAAGAAACAAGCCAAACGAACCCCGAUGCAGAGCCUAGUGAGGAGCAAGGUGCGCCUGACAUGUCGUCCUACAUACAUCCCAUCUUCGCCUCCCCGGAAGGGGUGCAAUCAGACCGCGAUCUGGGUGUGCCUCAAGAUGAAGCGGACAACCUUCGACGGCUCCUAGCGAUGUUUGUGCAGAAACAGGAAGAGGUGUGUCGCGGUGCACAGAGAUUACAUGAUGGCCUUACCCGGGCGCAUCGUCUCCGCAAAGACGUCCUCCACUGGUCCAAGGCAGAGGCUCACUGCGGGCCGAAUAGGGACAUGUCAGAUGGCGAGGACUGGUACGACAAAGAGGAAUGGGGCUUGACGGAGGAUCUCAAGAAGGGGCAGGACGAUGAGGAAGAGGACACAACAACAACAGCGAAGAAGACAAGGGCGCGCAGGCAAUAG